Molecule: messenger RNA, 405 nt
Organism: Lottia gigantea (owl limpet)
Lineage: Eukaryota; Metazoa; Mollusca; Gastropoda; Lottiidae
Exons: 2
Coding region: 1-405 (134 amino acids)
Source: RefSeq, a predicted model, not a curated record
AUGGCAUCGCAUCAUGACUUUCAGUUUCCAUCCAACUCAUAUAUUCCUUCAUCAUUACAUGGAUUGUCAGGCUUACAUCAGGAUUCGUGGCCAUAUUCGUUUUCAUCUCAAUCACACGGUGUUCAAUAUCCACAUAGACCUCUACAUUAUGACUUGUCAUAUCCUUCCAUUGCCAGUACUAGUAGAUUCAGUCAGAACUAUGGUGCUCUGUUUAUGCAACAAUCAAUGAGAUCGAACCAGUUAAGUGCCCUCUCUGGACAAUGUGAUUUUACAAAAGGAAGUGAUUCGACUAGAUCUAGAUUUGCUGAUCCGAGAUUAGCGAGUGAUUUCCCUAUAGGUCAUACUGCUAUUUCAGGUUUAGAGAGUUCCGUAUCAGAGGCGGGAAAGGAUCUGUAUUGGUUUUAA